Molecule: messenger RNA, 1554 nt
Organism: Cannabis sativa
Lineage: Eukaryota; Viridiplantae; Streptophyta; Magnoliopsida; Rosales; Cannabaceae
Molecular function (GO): protein binding
Source: RefSeq, a predicted model, not a curated record
CAGACAUUUCUGAACUCUGAUAAAAUUCCAAUGGCUUCUUCUUCUUCUUCUAAGCUUCAUCUCCACCACACAAAUUAACUCCUAAACAACUUCCAUAUGCCAUAUCCAUGGCUACCCUUCAAGCUUCAUAUCUUUCUUCAUUCAACACUACAAUUUCCACCAUUAAAGUUCACACCUUUAAGCCAUUCAAACUCACCUUUUCUUUAAAUGAAUCUCAAUCUCCAAAACCCAUUUCACCUGACACAAAAUCUGAGCCUGAGUCAACGGCUCCUGUUGACCCAGUUAAGCUUGCUUUUGCUAAAGCUAUGAAGUACAAGAACUCGACUCAGUCCACCCCUGAUUUGAAAAUUGAUAAUGGUGCUGGUGAUGUGACCGAGAAAAUGCCUGAGUCAGAUAUGGUUUCCAGAAACGAAAUUUCAGUGCCCAUUAACUUUUUAGGAUUGAAGGAAAAUGGUGAAAAUUCAAGUGGUGGGACUGUGGAGAAGAAAGGUGGCAAGAAAGGAGAGCUUUCAGUUUCAAGCCUUGAUUUUGUGGGACUAAACUUUGCUGAUAAGAAGACUGGUAGGGGGCUUCCAGCCGGGUUAGCUCCAAUCUCAGAUCCUUUUCCAGAAGGAGACAUUCCCGAGGUGGAGUUUAUUGUUGGAGAUUCAAGUAAGUUCAUUGAUGAUGCAAACUCAUCAAAUGUUGAUGCUCAAGGAGAUAUGUCUGAUGUUUACAAGCCAAAGGUGUCUUCUUGGGGAGUAUUUCCUAGACCGAGCAACAUUUCGAAAACGUUUGGUGGUGGGCGAGUGAUUAAUCCCGAUGAAGCGCUUGAAACAGCCGAAGAGAGAGCGGCUAAAGAUGCUCGUACGAAGGAAUUGAUUGCUGCUUAUAAGAGGCAGUUUGGGUUGAAUAUUGAUCCGAAACUCAAAGCUGAGUGUGAGAAGGCUUUGAAUGAUGGUGAGUCAUUGAUGAAUAUUGGAGAGCUUAAGGAAGCAUUACCUUAUUAUGAAAAGAUUAUGGAGAAGUUGCCAUUCAAGAGCGAACUCUAUGGAUUAGCAGCUCUGCAAUGGUCUAUUUGUGAAGAUUCACUAGGAAGGCGAAAUGAAGCUCGAGUAAUGUACGAAAAGCUUCAAUCGCACCCAACUGCUCGAGUAAGCAAGAAAGCAAGGGAAUUCACUUUCAGUUUCCAGGCCAUGGAAAUGAUGAAGUUUACAACAAGCUCACCUUAUAUGAAGAACACAGGUUACCAAAAUUACUUUGAAGCCUUUGUUGAAAAAAAAUCUAACUACCCAAUUAAAGAUGUUGAAGAUGAUGAUGUAGUUGGUUCAUUGAGUCAAACUCUUACCUAUAUAUUUUUACUUGUUUCACCCAUUUUUCUGGUUUUGUUCAUUGCUGUACAAAAGAGAAUAUAAUAAAUGAAUUGAAAAUAUAGAGAAUAAUAGUAUAGAUUGUAUGACAAGUAUAAUCAUCAAUUACUUCAACACUUUGUGUUAUGUAUAAUGUUGUAAUUCAUUCAACCCAUUUGUACUAAAUGAAUAAAUAAUAAUAAUAAAAAGAAAGCUUGUUAUAUAA